GCGGUUCGUGGUCGCUGCGCUCGUUCGCCUUGCUCCAGAUCCCCCGCGAGGAAGGGGACGCUCCCGAGGAGCAGGCCCCGCGGGGAAGGGAAGAGAGGCGCGCCCCGAUCCCUCCUUUACGCCCAAGCGACCUUUGCCAGAGCAGGAGGCGCGGCUGCCGCGCAAUCGCAGGGGCGCGAUGGUUUGCGGCGGCUUCUCCUGUUCCAAGAACUGGCUCUGCGCCCUCAACCUGCUCUAUACGCUGGUCAGCCUGUUGCUGAUUGGAAUUGCAGCAUGGGGCAUAGGCUUUGGCCUCAUCUCCAGUUUCCGGGUCGUCGGAGUAGCGGUUGCAGUGGGGAUUUUUCUGUUCCUGAUUGCUUUGGUGGGAUUGAUCGGAGCUAUCAAGCACCAUCAGGUGUUGCUCUUCUUUUAUAUGAUUAUUCUAUUGCUGGUGUUUGUUAUACAGUUUUCAGUCUCUUGUGCCUGUCUAACAUUGAACAAGGAACAGCAGAGCAAGCUUCUAGAAGUUGGGUGGAACAACACAAACAAUGCAAAGCAGGAUAUUGAGCGGAAUCUAGACUGUUGCGGAUUCCACAAUGUCAGUGAAGAGAUCACAUGUGAUGCUGAGUGUUUUAAAUUGCAGUCAUGCCAACCCUGUGCACCAAUAAUAAAGGAAUUCUCUGGGAUGGUGUUGAGAUUUGUAGGUGGCAUUGGACUCUUCUUUAGUUUCACAGAGAUCUUAGGCGUAUGGCUCACCUACAGAUACAGGAAUCAAAAGGACCCUCGUGCAAAUCCUAGUGCAUUUCUUUGACAUGGAAAUGUUCUCAAGGGACUGAAUAUCUUUUCUUGUGUUUUUUAAAAAUGAAUUCUCUACUGGUUGGCUGCUUUCCAUGUUAAUUGGAAUUUGUGCACUUGAGUCAAGACGACAUUCCUAGAACUGCCUCGCAUUUUGUUUUUUUGCUGUUGUUGUGUUCCCCUUGGACUGACUGGUUUGAAAUGCUUUUGUCAAUUGUGUAAAUAAACCGGAUUUGAAUACUCUAGGAAUUCAGAAGAACUACUGCAAUCUUCUGUCAUCAUUCCAAUCUUCUGUCCGUGGGUUGCUGUUGCCUUUGAUUUAAAUGGGGGGGGGGGGGGAGAAUAUAUUUGAUAGAUUUCAUCUGCCAGAAAUUCAUUCAUUCAUCUUUUUCCCUCUUCCCUGAAAGAAUAUUUUGUUGGCUUGAAUAAUGCCUAAUGCUGCGUAUUUCAAUUGAAAUCUACUGUCCAGUAUUGUGCUGCUGCUUCCAACUUUGGUAUUAUCUUGGGUGAAAAAAAGUCUAAAGAGAUAGAAACUGACUUUCCACCUCUUGUUCUGUUUCUCUCUCUGCUCCUCCCCCAAUUUCUGUAAACAUUAAUAUGUGAAAACUUAAGUGUGCUGUUUAGUGUUGCCCGUUAAUUUCAGAAUUGCCAUGCAAGUGUCAUGAUUCCAUUGCCGAGCCCUGAUGGACUUUCAGUAAGCUUUCCCAUUUGCUGCAGCUCUGUACAUACAUGAACGCACUGGAUUGGGUUGACUGGUGGUCAUUCAAAAACAUUAAAUUUCACAUUAGAUUUGCCCUUGAUUAUAGAGGAUAGGGGGUAUCUGCAUCGUGUAUAGGGACACUAGAAACAAGUGAGGAUAAACGGGGUGUGAUUUUUCACUGUAUACCUGAUAAAUUUUAUUUGAAUGGACUGUGUAGUUUAAAGUGGCAUAAGAGACGGUCGUGUUUAGUUAGCUUGUCACAGUAAGAAACCGGUCUUAAUGGCCAGAGAUCUCAUAAAUAUUUUAUUUGCAAUAGGUUGAUGAAAUUUAACAUAGUAAAUAACCUGUGACACUGAUAUCAGUCAUUAGCUUUAACUAAUUAUGUGCAUUCAUUGGUAUCUAAGAUAUUUAAUCAUAAAUGUGAACUAGAAUAUUGUAAGUUAUAUCUUUGUAUGCUUCACUAGUUUAUUUAAAAAAUAAAAUAAA
Elgaria multicarinata webbii is the source of this 1960-nucleotide messenger RNA. RefSeq names its product tetraspanin 13 (gene TSPAN13). Gene Ontology annotation, cellular component: plasma membrane. Lineage: Eukaryota; Metazoa; Chordata; Lepidosauria; Squamata; Anguidae. The record is from RefSeq and is a predicted model, not a curated record. The coding region runs from base 179 to 790 and encodes 203 amino acids. The transcript is spliced from 6 exons.